GUCAACACCGCUUUAUCGGCAGAUCUUUGCAAUCUUUGUUAUCUUUGUGUCUUUGUUCAGCACACUUCAAAUUCAAAGUGCAUAGUGCAUCGUGCAGCUGCUGCUGCACUAAUCCGUACUAAUCCCCACGGCCGGUUUUCUCCCUUUGAUUGUGCUUCAGUUCUGUCUCACAAAUUCCUGAAGUAUCCUUUUGCUAGAGUGCAUUUGAUCAGCUCAUCAGUUCUCGGUCUGAUUUGGAACCCCGAUGGACUCAGCGAAGAGGCGCGCUCGGCGGUUCACCAUCUCCGUCUGGUCAUGAUCCUCAACGAUGGUCGACGACGAGCUUCAUCUAACCACGUUUGAGUACUACGCCCUUCUAUCGAUAGUGAUAGUGCCCGUCAUGCUAUUUUUCAAGCUGUGGGCGUGGCUUGGUUGGGAGCUCUUCAAAAAUAACUGAAACAAGUAUCGUUCCUCGUCGAGACGAUGCCCUCCGUAGCGAAAGCGCUGCGGCUGCCGCGCGUUUUCCAGAGGUCCCUGAGCUCGAAACCGAGCGACUUGACAGACACGACCCUGACGCGGACCAUCCGGUUGCACACGGAAUUGAGCGUCGCGCACCUGACGCCGGAGCUGCGUCUUCAUCUGAUCACGCCCAACUGCACCCUCUGGCGGGCCCCACCCUCGGAGGCCCCCUUCGCAGACCCGUACUGGGCCUUCUACUGGCCGGGCGGACAGGCCAUCGCUCGCUACAUCCUCGACCACCCGGCAGCGGUGCGGGGGCGCCGGGUCUUGGACCUAGGCGCCGGCAGCGGGGCCUGCGGCAUCGCCGCCGCCAUCGCCGGCGCCCAGCGCGUCCUUCUCAACGACAUCGACCCUGUCGCCUGCGUCGCCGCCCGACUCAAUCUCCAGGAAAACCUAGAGCAGUGUAAAACUUGUGAUGUCGGCAUCAGCUCGGAGAACUUAUUGAAGGCGGAGUUUUUCCCGUGGGAUCUCAUCUUGAUUGGAGACAUGUUUUACGAUGAGACUUUUGCUGCCGUCUUGUAUCCAUGGCUGAAGAGUGCCUCCGCUGAAGGGUGCUCGGUACUGAUAGGAGACCCUGGCCGCCAUGGGCUGUCUGCAAGAAUCAGGUCCAGACUCACCAAACUUGAAGAAUACAACCUACCCGAACACUGCUGUCUGGAAAACCGGGGCUUCUCAUCCGCUGUUGUUUGGCGACUCAGCCUCUAAAAGAUCAGCAUGAAGGUAUCAACAACGAGCCAAUCCUUUAUGGAUGAUUUUGAAUAAUGAUCUAUGCGUGUUUUUUGAUAGAUAUUAUCUAAAAUUCUGCAAAAUCAUGUUACCCUAUUGACCCAAUGUUGGCCUAUUAGCUUUAAAAUUUGAUUGAUCUCUGUUGGGUGUGUUAUUUACUCGAAAUGUAAGUCCUAUCAUGUUUUUCAUGUCGACUGCAAAUUUUAGGAAGAUAACCAUUUUCAUCAACUUUUAAGAAUUUUUAAGACUCUUUCUCAGAUUGAGGUAUCUUAUAGUUAUGUAUCGAUGAUCACCAAGCACAAAAAAAUCAGGGCUAUUGCUUUUGUUACCUAAAUAUUGUAGUGUUAAAUCUCAGAGUUUUCACACUAUUCUCAGGCUGUUUCUACAUGUUAUAUAACGUGCUAAACAUUACCUUUUUUUAAAAUUACUUUAGUUCAUUAGUUGCACCUAUUAUUUUUUGUCGUUCAGUAAGCUGCAAAGUUCUUGAUAUCGGCAAAUUUAAGGGUUGAAAAUGACAAUGAAAAUAACGCUAAAUAACAAAGCAAGUACACUUAAAUUAAGAAGAAAAUCGCAAAAAUUUAAAAACUCAAUCUUUCCUUAUUUAAUUAUUUGU
Bemisia tabaci is the source of this 1837-nucleotide messenger RNA. RefSeq names its product electron transfer flavoprotein beta subunit lysine methyltransferase. Gene Ontology annotation, cellular component: mitochondrial matrix. Gene Ontology annotation, molecular function: protein-lysine N-methyltransferase activity. NCBI's taxonomy places the organism in Eukaryota, Metazoa, Arthropoda, Insecta, Hemiptera, Aleyrodidae. The record is from RefSeq and is a predicted model, not a curated record. Gene Ontology annotation, biological process: peptidyl-lysine trimethylation.